CCGUGGACGACCAGAAGCUCUGAUCUCCUCCAGCAGCAGCAGCAGCCCCGGCAGCGGCUGGCGUCGUCGCAGGACUCAUUGCAUGCUUCCCUUCGCUUCGCUCGCUUUCUUUCUGAUCGGUCGCAGGGGCCAGGGCCAGAAAGCUUUUCGAUUUGUUUUGUUUUAAUCGCAGCCACCGACUCCACUAGCCGAGAGAUUGUUUUUCCAGAGUGCGUGUGUGGGCCGAGGGCAUCGGCCUGAGCUCGCGCGCGCGGUCGUGAUUGGAGCAUCGACGGGAGUGAGACAAAGUUAGUAACCCCCGCGCGCGCGCCUGGUUUGCCCAUCGCCAUCGCUCGCUGCUGCACCCUGCACCCUGGGGCCGAUUUAAUUAAUUGAGUGCGAUUUCCUCACUCGCAGAAUUGGUUAAAUUGGAAAGUGGGUUGGUGGCUCUGAACCCACACGAGUGGAUAUAAUUCCUCGUCCCCUCUCGGGCUAUAGCGCAAGCUAGCUAGCUCGAAGCGAGCCCCCCUCCUCCCCUGGGCCCGAAACGCCUACAGUAUCUAUCCGUGUUCUUCAUAAACCCAGCCCCUCUCACGUGUAGCCGGUCUCAGUUCACGCAGAUCCCUUGAAUAUAGAAUUGCGCAAGUGGAAGCCGUCGAGCUCGCCGAUGUCGCCGUGCUCCAACAACCCGACCCGACGGCGAGAGCGAGCAGCAGCAGCACCGUGCUGUGCUGGGGGUGGGAGUGUAGGAGGGUGGCUCCCUCGAGGGGCCUACGAGGCCGAAGCAUGUAGGUAGUAGGGGGUAAGGUUUGGGGAUGAGGAUCAAUCGCGCGAGUUAAGAAAGGGCAUUAAGGUUGAAGAUUGAUUGGCCGGGCAAUUAAAGAAAGGCCAACGAAGGGAAUGAGAACGGGGAGUUUUUAUUGAGCGCUGUUGGCUCAAUCGUCGGUUAUUGCCAGGGCGUCCAAUUUGCCCUGAACAUGUGGAGAGUCCGAGACGCGACGCGCUCUCUCGCUCGCUUGCUCCGCCAAUUUUGUAUUUUUAAUUCUGCAUCUCUCUAGAACUCUUGCACUUUCUCUCUCAUGGGUUCGAUGAAUGAAUGCCGUGCCUACAACUUUCGUGCCCUGCCCUGAGGAGGAGGGAGGGGGGGGGGGGGGGGGGGGGGGGGGCGGCCUGACCUGCGCUGCCCUGCCCUGCCUAGCCCAGCCAUCAUCAUCAAGUUCGAAGCAUGAGUCUUGAUGCCGCUCACCCUCGAAGCUUUUGCAUCAUUUACAAUGACUUUGUUGGAGCGACGGGGAAUUUCAUGACAUUCUCUCUCAUGAAUUCGAUGACCCUCUUUCUAGCCAUCAAUUUUAGAUCAGGAGCAGUGAAGGGGGCUUUGAUUUGCCCUCAUAACGAGAUGAGCUUGCCUCCUCCUAUUUUCUUGAAGAUACGACCCUCUCGCUAUGUCUCCGCCUCAAGGAUUCGAUGCUCUUCUUUCUUGGCAUUUGACCCGGCCUUGUCGUCUGUGCUGCUCCACGUCCGGAUGACGUUUCUCAUUUGCUGCUCGGCCCAUUUCCUCUGCCGGGGCAAGUCAAACCAGGUCAAAAUCGCUUGCCCCCGUUGUCACAUCGCCGGUGCGCGAGCCCUUCGAUCAUUUCCUCUCUUUUCGGCCGUCCGCGCAUCUUUACCACCAGCACUCGCUCGCGAAUAUUUCUGCGCUUCGAGAACCAUAUUUUAUGGCCAUUAAAGUGGCCCUCCAUCGGAGCAUUUUUGUCAAUACCUCGGAAGGUCACGAUCGAUCUUUGUCCACUCCGAAAUGGGAAGAAAGACAUCGCCUGAGGCCUCUUGGGGAUUCUUGCAGCACCAGUCAGAGGCUAUCUAUCUAUAAUAAGGCCGACGACGGACGACCUGUGCCACCUCCACAUUCAAGGGGCGGGGCAAGAAUCCGCGACAUGGUGGUGCUAGGUUCCGACUCCCCGAGUCACCCACUUCUCGGACUUGGACUCGGACUUGAUCGCCAUCGACCGAGCGAGAGAAGACGACGACGACGACUGCGUUGAGAUGAGAAUGCAUCUCAAAUGCCACACAAACAAUUUUGUUUGCAACCCCAGGCCCAUGUCGACCCCGGCACCCGGGUUCGACUUGGACAAAGCUCGUGACAUCGGAGCGGGUCAUUUGAUUCCGGCCCAUAUGCCUCUGCCUACUCGAAACCACAUCGUCGUAGAGAUGUGCCCCCAUUGCAUCAAAUCCAUUGGCCGCUCGAGCCCUGAUGCAUACAUAUGACCAUCGUUGCGUUGCGGAGGCAGCCCCGCCCCGCCCCCGCCCCAUGAGCCCCAUGAGCCCAUUCAAAUGCAAUGUCACGAGACUCGGGGAAAAAUUAUAGAGUUUGUUUCCAGAUAAGAUGCUGUCCUUUCUCCAGAAGCAACCCCGUCUUGUCAUUAUGGGUGCAGCGAAAUUUUCCAAGCGCUGCGCCUGUCGCGUUGCAUCAGACCACACGUACUCGACUUUUUAACUGCGGCCGUCGAGCCCGAGCCCGAGCCCGACGAGCUUUCAGAAUCGAGCGAGCGAGCGGGAGGGAAUGAACAGAAAGGAUGGGGAAUAUUCCGGCGGCACACCUCGAGCUGCUUGGGCAUCGUCGUCGUCGUCGUCGGAGGCCGGACGGGGAGGGCAUGAAUAAAGAAUAGGGGUGGUCGAGGGGACGAAUAAGAGGAGGAGAUAUUAAGGCGCAGGGCUGUCAUUGGGCUUGCAAGAAAAUGGCGAAUAGUGUGCUGGAGAUGAGGAGAAAAUAGAAAGGGGAUGUUUUUGCUGAUGCAAUGAUGACAGGCGAGAUUCAGGACGAGGAAGUAAAUCGGAGCAGGGGGCCGGGGAGGAAAGAAAGUCAAAAUUUGGGUCCACAUUUUAUAUGAUUUUGUGUGGAGGGAAAAGCGAUCCAUGAGCGUAUCCAUAUUCACGUGCAUGUGAGGAUCGCCCUCCCUCUUGCCUCGUCUUAGACUGCACCUUCUCCACAUACUCCAACCGUCGACAUGUACUGCUGCGACGAAGAAAUUUGGGCUCAGCUGCACCUGCAGGUGGUGCUGGCUGCGACUCGCUCCCUCCUCCUCCUCUACUUUUGAAGCGGCCCCGACUUGUUUCUCCCCUUUCAGCUUUUGAUUGCCAAAAGCUGUGGCUUUCCCUUGGGAAGAGUAAUGCCUCCUCUACAGUUCGCUGAACUGCUGGCGAAUUGAUUGAAUUUUGGUUCGUGAUGAUUGAUUCCGGCCUCUCUCUCUCUUCUAGCUAGCCCCCUCCACAUCUUCCACGAGAAGAAGAAGCAGAGAAUGCCGAGGGAGGGAGAGAGAGAGAGAGAGAG
Messenger RNA from Marchantia polymorpha subsp. ruderalis, 3304 nucleotides. The record is from the annotation of a GenBank genome assembly. Lineage: Eukaryota; Viridiplantae; Streptophyta; Marchantiopsida; Marchantiales; Marchantiaceae.